This is a messenger RNA of Cladocopium goreaui, 366 nucleotides long. NCBI's taxonomy places the organism in Eukaryota, Dinophyceae, Suessiales, Symbiodiniaceae. The record is from the annotation of a GenBank genome assembly.
AUGGUGGACAACUUCGAUCAGCGGCACAGGACCAUAGAUCAAUCGCUUCAGGAUGUGGAUUUGACCCUGCACCUCAAGGGCUUCGGGGACAAGUCCUAUGAGGAUGCUCCAACGGAAGAGCCACCCCCGUACUACGACCUUCACCGCAACGGAUUUGAUGCAGACCACAACGAAGAAGAUGAAGACUUCGCGCCAUUCCAGGUCUUCGACAUUGUAAGGCUUGCGGAAAGUUGUUUGGAGUGGAGGAAGAAGGGCGCUUCGGAGCAAGUAUCUUCGAAAAUCCACCACGAUAGCUACGACUACGACCACAACGACCACUACGACCACAACGACUACGACAACCACUACGACCAAACCAGCAAGUGA